AUGGCUAGCAAAUCACCAGUUCUAAGCAUUGAAGACAAACAAACUAUAAAUAUAUGCCAUGGUGAAAAUAAAGAAAGUGUAACACUGAUUUGGUUUGAUCCAAAUAUUGGACCACGUAAAGAUACUGAACAAACUAAACAACAGCUUCGUCUUAUUAAUGAUUAUGUCAUUUUUUCUAAUGACCUUGAACAAUGUAUUGCAUUGAUUGAAUCAAUUGAUAAAGAAAAAAUCUUUUUAAUAACAUCAGGAUCAAAAGCAUCACAAAUUUUACCUCGAACCUCUUAUUUUCAUCAAAUUGAUUCAAUUUUUAUUUUUUGUAUGAACAAAUAUCGAUAUGAAUAUUUAUUAAAUAAAUAUUCAAAAAUUAUUGGAAUUUAUAUUAGUCUUAAUGAUUUAUGUAAAUCAAUAAAAGAACAAAUCGAUUGCGUUAGUAGACAAAUACAAACAUUUUCUUUUUUUGAUCAACAUCAAAAAUCAACUAAAGAUUUAUCUAAAGAAUCAGCAGAAUUUCUUUGGUUUCAAUUAUUUCAUUAUAUUAUUACUCGUCUUCCACGAAAUCAACAAGCUAAACAACAAAUGAUUCAAAUAUGUAAAGAAUACUAUCGUGGAAAUACAAAAGAAAUGAAAUUAAUUCAUGAAUUUGAACAAAAUUAUCGAUCAGAAGAUGCUAUUUGUUGGUAUUCAAAACAAUCAUUUCUUUAUAAAUUAAUUAAUAAAGCUUUAAGAACUGAAGAUAUUGAUUUAUUAUAUAAAUUUCGAUUUUUUAUUGGAGAUCUUUCUGAAAAUCUUCAACGUCUACAUGAAAAAAUUCUAUUAUCAGAAGAAAAACUUUUAAAUGUUUAUCGAGGUGUUAAACUUGAUAAAGAAGAAUUUAUUAAAUUAAAAGAAAAUCAAGGAAAUCUUAUUUCAAUAAAUGGAUAUUUAUCAACUAGUCGACGAAAAUCAUUAGCAUUAAAUUUUGCAAUGAAACCAACAAAGAGAAUUGAUGUUUUUCCUGUUCUUUUUCAUAUUCAUUGUGAUAUAAAACAUAUUGAUAAAAAUAUUAUUUUUGCUGAUAUUCAUCAAUUUAGUCAAUAUCCAGAUGAACAAGAAGUUUUAUUUGAUUUAAAUGCUUGUUUUCAAAUUGAAUCCAUUGAAGAACAUGAAUCAUUACAAAUAAUUAAACUGAAUCUUUCAAAUGAAGGACAACAAAUUACUAAAGAUUAUAUUAAAUUAACAGAACAAGAAACAGAAGAAUUAAGUGUUUCAAUUGUUUUUGGAAGAUUAUUGUGUAAUUUAGGUGAAUAUGAUAAAUCACAAAAAUAUUUUCAACAAUUAUUAAAUGAUUCAAAUAAUGAAGAUCACGCUUGGAUUGAAUUUAAUAUUGGUCGAGCUCUUGCUUUUAAAGGUGAAUGGCAUGAAGCUCGAAAAUAUUAUGAUCGUGCAUAUAACCGAAUGAUGACAAGUAAACCAGCACGAAUCAAAGAUUCUGCUCAUGUUCUUAACAAUAUUGGUGUUAUUCUCGAUAAACAAGGAAAGUACAAUGAAGCUCUUGAUUAUUAUCAACGAGCAUUGAAAAUUCGAGAAAAAUUUUAUCCAGUUGGCCAUCUUGAUAUUGCUACAAGUCUCAACAAUAUUGGUCUUGUUCUCUCUGAUCAAAUAAGAUACGAUGAAGCACUCGAUUAUCAUCAACGAGCAUUGAAAAUUCGAGAAAAAUUUUAUCCAGUUGACCAUGUUGAUAUUGCUACAAGCCUAAACAACAUUGGUAAUAUUCUUUGUAAUCAAGGAAAGUACGAUGAAGCUCUCAAAUAUUACCAGAGGGCAUUGAACAUUGAUCAGAAGUUUCAUCCAUCUGGUCAUGCCGAUAUUGCUUAUAGCCUCAACAACAUUGGUCUUGUUCUCUCUUGUCAAGGAAAGUACGAUGAAGCUCUAAAGUAUCAUCAACAAGCAUUAAAAAUUCGAGAGAAAUUUUAUCCAUCUGUUCAUGUUGAUAUUGCUACAAGUCUCAACAACAUCGGUGUUAUUCUCUAUAAUCAAGGAAACUAUGAUGAAGCACUCAAUUAUCAUCAACGAGCAUUGAAAAUUCGAGAAAAAUAUUAUCCUUCUGGUCAUGUUGAUAUUGCUACAAGUUUGAACAACAUAGGUCUUAUUGUCUACUAUCAAGGAAAAUACAAUGAAGCUCUCGAUUAUCACCAACGAGCGUUGAAAAUUCAAGAGAAAUUCUAUCCAUCUGAUCAUCUCGAUAUGGCUACAAGUCUCCAUAACAUUGGUAGAAUUCUCAAUCGACAAGGAAAGUAUGAUGAAGCUCUCGACUAUUACCAACGAGCAUUGAAAAUUCGGGAGAAAUUCUAUCCAUCUGGUCACAUUGAUAUUGCUACAAGUCUCCAUAACAUAGGUAAAAUUCUCAAUCGACAAGAAAAGUACGAUAAAGCUCUCGAUUAUUAUCAACGAGCAUUGAAAAUGCGAAAAAAAUGUUAUCCCUCUGGUCAUGUCAAUAUUGCUGACAGUUUGAAUAAUAUUGGCAUUUGUUAUGAAAAUAAGAACAAACAAAAGAUGGCACUUGACUAUUAUCAACAUGCAUUAGCUAUAUAUGAGAAGUUUCUUCUUGCUGAACAUCCACGUCGACAGAGAACCGAGAAUAUUAUUCGUCGACUUAGUAAAAAAUAA
Molecule: messenger RNA, 2646 nt
Organism: Rotaria sp. Silwood2
Lineage: Eukaryota; Metazoa; Rotifera; Eurotatoria; Philodinida; Philodinidae
Source: the annotation of a GenBank genome assembly